AUGGCAGCACGAUGUUCUGAUGUUGAUUCUUCGUUGGUCUUCUCCUCUCGAGAACGUUUUCUUGAUGUCUACAACGAACCGAAGAAGAAAAUUCUUUCUCCAAUUAGAAAUUACGAAAAUUUACCACUUGUAUCACUUGAAGAAUCUGUGUCUAAAUUAGAAAACUUCAUCAACGAUCUGAAAAUCGAUGUUUGGGUAGCAAAGCAAAACUCUGAAGAAGAAGUUGACGACGACCAUCUGAAACAUGAUGAACGAGCAUCAAUUCAUCUUUAUACAAUGCACCCAUCUGUCCCACGUCUUCUGAACGAAGCUCUUCGUAUUGAUAAUAGAGAAUGUUUGUUACCAUGGUUUCUUUUCUUCAAACUAUUUCUCACAGCGCUAUGGAAGCUGAAAUCAGUCGAAUAUACAGUUUGGAGAGGAAUGAAAGGCAACUACGGUGCUGACUUACGCAAGGGACAGAAAUUCUUUUGGUGGGGUUUUUCAUCCUGUACUCUUAGUCGUAAAGUUUUCGAAAAAGAGCAAUUCCUUGGAAAUUAUGGUGUCAGAACUCUAUUUAAAAUUGAAUGUACACAUGGAAAAAAUAUAACAAAUUAUUCCUAUUAUGAGAAUGAAGAAGAAGUAUUACUGUUGCCGUGUAGUUAUUUCGAAGUUUUGAAUGUUGGUAUAGAAGAAAAUGAUAUGUGUAUUAUUCAUGUCAAACAACUACCGCCACCAGUUUCGUUGGUAGCGUCACCGGUUCCACUGAUAGAGCCAUCGGUUUCAUUGACAGAGCCGGCAGCUUCGCUGAAAGAGUCAUCAGCCUCCUUGGUAGAUCCAUUAGUUCUAUUGCUAGAGCCAUCGGUUUCACUGGCAGAGCCAUCAGUUUCAUUGACAGAGCCAUCAGUUUCAUUGGCAGAGCCAUCGGUUUCAUUGACGGAGCCAUCAGCCUCCUUGGUAGAUCCAUUAGUUCUAUUGCUAGAGCCAUCAGUUUCGUUGACAGAGCCAACAGCUUCACUGACAGAGCCAGCAGCUUCACUGAAAAAGCCAUCAGCCUCCUUAGUAGAUCCAUUAGUUCUAUUGCUAGAGUCACGGAUUCCAUUGAUAGAGCCAUCUGUUUCAUUGAUAGAGCCACCACUCGCAACUGAUAGUUCAGGGGCGUCGAAGGUAUUUCCUGCACUGUCACAUGAACAACUAAGUCGAAACCAACGGCGUCGACAAAGACAAAAACAAAAAAGGCUGGUCGAAAUUGCUGAUGCGCUAACAACGACAACGAACGAGGCAAAAGAGACUAUUACACCAAAAAUUACAGAGCAGCAAAGUAGCCUAGGAGAAAGUGUUUUGUCGAAAGAACAGAAGACUACAUCCAAACAAAGUGCAAGCAUAAAAUCAAAUAUAUUUCUCGAGACGAAUAAUUUGACCGAUCAAGUUAUGUGCACGGAACCAAAACUUUCAAGUGAAGCAUCGAUGUCCACUAUUUCGAAAUCGCACACAAGAACAACAACAGCAACAAUAAACUUUGAUCGCCUGAACACCAGACCCAGGAAAUCGAUUACUGCUACAGAUUGCCUUCGUAUCGCCACAGACGAUCAGUAUUUUCUUGUUUGCCCAAAGAACAGACUAUGUUUACUUGAUAGAGAGGGAAAUGAACAUUGGAGCAUUAAACGCAACUUUGAUAUUGAUGAUAUCUGCUAUUCAACUUACUUAAAGCAGUUUCUUAUUUUGGCUGAUUACGAUUUAUACUCUUUAGAUGUAGAAAGGUCAACAAAAUUAAGAAUAGAAAUCGCUCAGUUUGCUCGUAACAUGGAUGAAUGUUCGUGUCACGAGAAUUUAUUCUUGGUUAUAAAAGAUUAUGGUGGACACACUAUUGAAGUUUGGGAUAUGGAAUCUAAUUGGAAACUUAAAAAAACAUAUCAGCAGCCAAUUUCCUGUAAAGAAGGACAAGGAAUCUGUACAGUUCGUUUUAGUAGCGAUGGAAAUUAUUUGGGAGUUACUUUAACAGAGCCUUUUACUGGGAAAGCAUUCUUUCAAUUGCGUAACUCAAAAGAUAUGAAAAUACUGACAAAAGUGGAGCUUCCAUUAUAUGAAGGAUAUUGCAAUCAUUAUAUUCUUUCACUUCCAAACAAUGAAUUCUUAGUUUAUAAAUAUUCAGAAAAGUUAAUGUUCUUAAUUGAUUCAAAUGGACAACGUAAAAAAGCUAUUCAGUACACUAAAGGUGUUUGUACAAUGGCAAUAAUCAAUAACUGUUUUGUUAUUCGUACAAAUCGACCAGAUGAACUUCAUUUUUAUGAUCUUUAA
This is a messenger RNA of Rotaria socialis, 2274 nucleotides long. The record is from the annotation of a GenBank genome assembly. Lineage: Eukaryota; Metazoa; Rotifera; Eurotatoria; Philodinida; Philodinidae.